Actinia tenebrosa (Australian red waratah sea anemone) is the source of this 1457-nucleotide messenger RNA. RefSeq names its product ubiquinol-cytochrome-c reductase complex assembly factor 1. Gene Ontology annotation, cellular component: mitochondrion. NCBI's taxonomy places the organism in Eukaryota, Metazoa, Cnidaria, Anthozoa, Actiniaria, Actiniidae. Gene Ontology annotation, biological process: mitochondrial respiratory chain complex III assembly. The record is from RefSeq and is a predicted model, not a curated record.
UGGCGGACGACCAUGCGUGAGAUGAAGAUCUGUAGUGUCCAACUAAAUUUAUAAUUCGAAGACAGAGAAAAAUCAAAGACUUAAUGUAAUAAGCUAGCAAGGUAUCGUAAACAUCAUAGAAUCCACUGGAGUGAAAAAAAUCAGYAUAUACGCUCUAGUUUCUACGCGAUCUGUAGAGUAUUUUCAGAAUUUUAUUCACUGAUCUGGAAAUAGGAAUUUCUUCAAGGAAAAGAGAAAAGAUUUAUUAAUAAUGAACAGUCUGUGUGGCUGUCGAGUUACAGGAGUGUUGCAGUUGGUUGGUGUGGCUGCAACGAGGAGAUCGUUGUCACAGGCAACUUUUAGAGCAAAUUAUGCAUCCUUGGUCAACCAUGCAAAGUCAAUUCAAUCAAGACAAUUAUUAAUACAGAGAAACAGAGUCCCAAGAACAUUCCAACAGACUUCCAGAUACAAACAAAUCACAAGACAUCUGUCCUCAGUAGAGAAUCCCCAGGGGGGUGGUGAUGGUACAAUGACAGCUACUGCCCCAGAACCAGAAACAUUGGGUACCAAGAUAGCAAAGUUCGUUGGCCGGUUCAGUGGCAUUAAUUCUAGAAGCUCUGUGUUGUGGAGAAGUGCCAUGACGAUGUACAGAUCUUGUAUAGAGGAAGUCAAUUAUGAUGAUUUUUAUGAAGCCUGUAGCAUGCCUGAUACUUUCCAGUCCUGGUUCAUGAUCAAUCAACUCCACAUUUGGAUGUGUUUGGUGAGGCUGAAGGCAGAGGGGAAAGAUGGGCAGUUCAUGUACCGAAAGCUGGUUGAGAUAAUGUGGCAAGAUGUAGAGGCAAGGAUGAAGAAAAUUGGGGAGAUAGAUUCAACAACUGCAAGAGAGAGCCUCAGAGAACUUGUUCAGGAAUUCUAUGGCCUGAUAUUUGCAUAUGAUGAGGGUUUAUUGUCACAUGACAGAGUGUUGGCCGCAGCUUUAUGGAGGAACAUGUUUUAUGACAAAAGACAGACAGAUGCCUCGCAGUUGGCAAACCUAGUCAAAUAUGUACGUAGACAAGUACAACACCUUGAUAAUCUGGAUCCUGAAGAGCUCCUUACGACAGGAAAAGUACCAUGGCUGCCCUUUAGGACUGCUAAAGAACAGCCUCCCUUCUUAUACCAAUCAUACCAUGCCAAUUAGUGUGAUUUAUGAAGUAAAGUAAUCAUGUAAUGUCAAAUCCCAUACUUCUUUGUGGAAACACCAAUGUAAAGAAGUUUUAUAAGAAGCUAAAAUGCAACUUUACGAUACACGAAGAUAACUGUGUUAUAAUAUUAACGUGAAACAAAAACUGUAAAUAUGUGAUAAAUACUGAAAUUAUCAAAACACAAGUAUUGAAAUAUUGUGUAGACUUCAAUGAAGGACUAAGUUUAAUGGGAUGGUCUUCGAGUUUUGUUGAGUUGUACCUCAUUAUAUUUUAAUAAACAUACCUUCUCUUUGA